Fimicolochytrium jonesii is the source of this 2951-nucleotide messenger RNA. RefSeq names its product Rad54b protein. The record is from RefSeq and is a predicted model, not a curated record. Gene Ontology annotation, biological process: double-strand break repair via homologous recombination; reciprocal meiotic recombination. Lineage: Eukaryota; Fungi; Chytridiomycota; Chytridiomycetes; Spizellomycetales; Powellomycetaceae. Gene Ontology annotation, molecular function: ATP binding; ATP-dependent chromatin remodeler activity; DNA translocase activity. The coding region runs from base 271 to 2898 and encodes 875 amino acids. The transcript is spliced from 29 exons. Gene Ontology annotation, cellular component: nucleus.
CCCAAGAUCUUGGUGUGGAUAUCACUGCUUCAAUUGAAACCAUCAACAUUGCUGAGCCUCCCAAGCGAUCUGGUGGAAAGAAGGUCGAGAGCGUCGAUGAGGUAUGUCAUGGAGGCUACUGAAGCUACAUGUUGAGCACAUCAACUCAUGUCGUUCUUCGUAGCUUAUCGACAAGCUCAAAAACGAAGCGAAGGUCCUAUGAGGUGUUAGAUCAGUCGAUCCUGUAGCUUCGAUAGUCCCAGACGGUUCACACACUUGACAUAGAAUCUGAUGGUGGCAUAUAGAACUCUUAUAGCCAUACGCAUAAAAAUCGAUACCUUGCAACACCUGCUUUCGUUCUAUCUAUAUGCGUGCGUGUUCGGACGUGCGGGCUGCGCGUACUUGGCAGUCCGACUUUUAAUAAACUUUCCAACUUUCUCACGCGACGAAUUCUCGGUGGUGAGCCUGCAUCUUGUUAUCAAGAUGGCUUCGAAUCCACUGAAACGUCCUGCGGACGAGAAGAAGCCGGCCUUCAAAAGGUUCAAGCCGCUAUCUACCUUUAGAAGCCCUCUAACGCCACAAACCCCCCCAGCGGGUGCCAAAGUCCUGAAGAAGACCCCGGCUCCGGCAGGCCACCCUUCAGCCAACUCGGCCGCGGAAACAUCAGAAGAAGUUGUCCGCUGCUACAGCGCUGUGUACAGGAAGCGGCAGCAAAAAAAGAACAAGACUUGGGAAGGAGAUGGAAUCGUGGUGAUGCGUAACAGCAAGUGUGUCCUCCUUGACAUGCAAGCGAAGGAGCUGGGCAAAGUAACGUUUGCGAACUCGGAUCCAUUGUCGGACGGAUGUCCUUUGAGUAUCGGGCGGCUGGAAGCAGAGGUCGGGGCCCCAAUCCCUUGGGAAAACUAUAUCAGCGGAAAGUGCUUUGUCAAGCAAUCUUUUGCAGCAGAGCCCAAGAAGAUCGCUUUGGCGGCGAAGACCUUCAAAAGUCUAUUCAGCGGUCCAAAGGACUCAUCUGCGUCUGCAUCCGUCACAACCCCACGUCAUAGCCCAGAUGCCCCCGAUGCGUUGGUGAUGCCGCGGCCCAAGGACACUGCGUCUAGAAAGAGAAAUGUGAUGGAUGUGGUAGUCGAUCCGUACAUUGCACGACAUCUUCGUGCGCACCAACGGCUAGGCGUUACGUUUCUCUACGAAUGCGUGAAUCAAAUGAAAGAUUACGAGGGAGCAGGUGCAAUCCUUGCAGAUGAAAUGGGACUAGGCAAAACGGUGCAGACAAUAGCACUAUUGUGGACUCUCCUGAAGCAGUCGAGCCACGUUGGUGUUCCGCCUUUGAAACGAGCCUUGGUUGUAUGCCCGGCAUCCCUUGUCAUCAACUGGAAGAACGAGUUCAAGAAGUGGCUAGGUGAUCAACGCAUCCAAGUGAUGGCGAUAACCACUGAUUCGGAGGCAGCGCAGAGCUUCAACGCCGGCCGCAUUUAUCAAGUGCUGGUGAUAGGUUAUGAGAAGAUGCGAUCUUGCUUCAAAACCAUACAGGAAGGGAACUUCGACAUCGUUGUCUGUGACGAGGGACAUCGACUGAAGAAUGCUCAGAUGCGCACCAGCCAAGCGCUCAACUCUAUUAAGACACGGCGGCGCGUCAUCUUGUCCGGCACACCGAUUCAGAAUGAUUUAGGAGAAUUUUACGCCAUGGUAGAUUUUGUCAACCCAGGUCUUCUUGGAACGGCCGCCACCUUCCGAAAAGUCUAUGAAGAACCGAUCAAGCGCAGUCGCGAGCCAGGCUGUAACACCACUGAGCUCGAACUGGGGCAAGCUCGUGCGGCAGAAUUAAGUCGUUUGACGGAGCUUUUCGUUCUGCGGAGGACGUCGGAAGUGAACUCUUGCUACCUUCCCGCAAAGCAUGAAAUGGUUCUUUUUGUCAGACCAACGCCAACGCAGACGGCGAUAUACAAGCAUGUUGUCAGGCUGUAUGACCGUACCCAUUUGACCGACCAGACGUCAACGAUGAGCAAUGCUUUGAAGUACAUCACGGUGUUGAAGAAACUCGUCAACUCGCCGACGUUGCUGUCGGAGGAGGAGACUGAGGGCUUUGAACACAAACUAGCAACGGAAAACAUGACAAACUCAGGCAAAAUGGAUCUUCUCGUCAUGUUGUUGCAUGAGAUCCGAACGAAGACUGAGGAAAAGGUGGUGAUUGUCUCCAAUUGGACACAAACCUUGGACUUAAUUGAAAGGCUCUGCGAGCAAAAAGGAUAUGACAGGCUGCGCCUCGACGGAAGCACGGCGGUGCAGAAUCGUCAAGAUCUGGUCGACAAGUUCAACAGCAACGCGUCGUGCUUCAUCUUCCUCCUCAGCAGCAAGGCGGGAGGUGUGGGGUUGAACUUGGUGGGGGCGUCUCGCUUGAUCUUGUUUGACAUCGACUGGAAUCCAAGUAUUUGCCAACAAGCCAUGGCCCGUAUCUGGCGUGAUGGCCAGCGCCGACCAGUGAAAAUAUAUCGAUUCUUGAGUACUGGCACGAUUGAGGAACGAAUCUAUCAAAGGCAGCUUACGAAGCUAGGUCUGAGCGAUAGCAUCAUUGAUCAAAAAGCUACUGAAGGGAACGGGUUCACCGUCGCAGACUUGAAGAACAUCUUCAAGCUCGAGUCCGAGACUGAAUGCCUCACUCAUGACCUCGUAGGAUGUAGCUGUUCGGGCAGGAAAGCGCUUCCCAUGGCCUCGGCAAUCGACUGCCUGGCUCAACUACAAGAAUGGUCGCAUAUCCCGACCUCAGGGGAAACCCCCACGGGAAAACAUGAAGAGCUAGCAGCGGCGGAUUGCGAGCUCGGAAACCUAUUGCAGCGACCUGAGACAUCGAGCGUACUCUCUUUCAUUUUUCAUCGCGUGUUUGCUCCUGCAGUUCCCACCGCGAGUGCUGAGACUAGUUAGAUCACACAUACGCGCGCGCUAUGGGACUUGCAAAUUCAGGGUUCUAUGUUAGG